Daldinia childiae is the source of this 996-nucleotide messenger RNA. RefSeq lists its product as uncharacterized. The record is from RefSeq and is a predicted model, not a curated record. Lineage: Eukaryota; Fungi; Ascomycota; Sordariomycetes; Xylariales; Hypoxylaceae. Bases 1 to 996 code for a protein of 331 amino acids. The transcript has 3 exons.
AUGGAAGACAAAAGCAUAUCAAGAGAACUCGAGCCGAGCGAGCUCAGAAUUAUUCGAACACUUCUCCGGAUUACCGACAAGAUACCCAUUCUGGAAAAAUUCCGCAGGUCGGUUGAGGGCAAGGACAAAGUCCCCAUCAAUCGUGAAGACAGCUCCAACAUACGGCUGUCGAAGUUUCGGAAAACCCCGGGAAAGAUGUCCCGCUUGGAGACAUUCCACAUGUUCCCGAAACUCCCGCGGGAGUUGAGAGGUAUGAUCUGGCGUUACGCCGCGUGGGCGCAGGACCGAUUCGUGGAAACGUAUCGCCUACGCAGAAUCAAGUCAGCUCCCUGCCCUGUCUUGUUCCUUACUUGUAAGGAGGCUAAAUUCUGGACGACCGAUCUGUACAAGAGAGUCAAGAACGGGGACCUUAUUUAUGGAAGGAUCAUGCCGGCUUUUCGUAUUGCAAGGGGACCAGUUAUUUCGUUUGAAAACGAUAUCAUGAUGAUCGGUGACUGGCACCUCUGGAAUUCAUCCUCGACCCCUUUCCCAAAAGAGGUGGCCAUCCUUCAAGCAGAAGGGAAAUCCCUUCGACCGAUCCAUAAACGCAUCAAGGCUCGGAGCAAACGGGGCUUCCACCGAGUCGCAGUGCAGCGUCCGCACCACGUGCAUCCCGAAUUGAUAUUUUACAAGAAUGCACGUAAACAUUUAACUACAUUCCAAAUGUACGGCGGACACAAUAACUGGGGUUGGACUUGGGCAAACGACAUCGAAGAGGUAUGGGCUAUCGAUGAAGUCCAUAACUAUAUCGAUGCUAGCUUCAAAGCACACGUCGCUCGUGUUUCCCCAACAGUCCCCGGCGAUGACUGUUCCUGUUCCCUCUGCGAGCGGGCUGAUGCUGCGACUGCGAAAUGGAUUCCUAUUCCAUAUCACAAGCCUAGCGCUUGUGAUAUUGAGGAGCAUGAGAGAAUCUUUGAAACGAUUGGCGCCUUCGAUAAUUGGGUAGCUAGUAUGUGA